Chenopodium quinoa (quinoa) is the source of this 2334-nucleotide messenger RNA. Its product is annotated as coumaroyl-CoA:anthocyanidin 3-O-glucoside-6''-O-coumaroyltransferase 2-like. NCBI's taxonomy places the organism in Eukaryota, Viridiplantae, Streptophyta, Magnoliopsida, Caryophyllales, Amaranthaceae. Bases 314 to 1792 code for a protein of 492 amino acids. The transcript has a single exon. The record is from RefSeq and is a predicted model, not a curated record.
CAAACUUUCCCUAGCUGCCUCUAGAGAGUAAAACGCAAAAAUCAUAUGUUUCACGAAUGUCUGAUUUUGUGAUUUCUUACAGUUGAAUACCCCACUAUACUAGUGUAGGCCUAUGUAGUACAAAUUGUUGCUGCUAUAAUUGGUUCUUGUUUGAUGCUUGCCUCCCUCCCCUUCUGAGGUGGAGAUUUGAGAUCAGUUGCUCUUGUCAAACUGCUCUGAUUGCUGGCUGGAUCACUUUUAUCAGCCAGCGUGUGUUAUAUAAAGACUAAGGAGGGACUGGAGGUUGUACACUAGCAGCAGGACAAUAUUGUAUAUGGUAAUGGCUCCUUCGUCUUUAAUUAAUGGUGUUGGUGUUAGUAGUGCAGUCCAAAUAACUGAGUCAUCCUACAUUUCCCCCCCACCUGCCACCACCACUCCACAUUCAUAUUCUCUCCCUCUGACUUUCUUUGACAUUCCUUCGCUUCAAUAUCCUCCACUCCAACCUCUCUUUUUCUUUCAACUUGCACCUGUACCUGUUUCUUUUUUGGAAUUCAGUUCUAACAUCCUCCCUAGACUCAAACACUCCCUCUCGUCUGCCUUGCAAUAUUUCUUUCCCUUUGCCGGUAAACUCACGACUACACGUUCUCUCCUAGAUAAUCUAAGUUUCUUGACGGAGAAUGGGAAAUCAGAUUCAGUUGGUUUGACUGUUGCGCUGUGUGAUGCUGAUUUUAAUGAUUUAAGCAGCUAUGCCUACAAGUCUGCUCAUAUCUUUCAACAAUUGGUUCCCUCAUUGCCAACAAUUGCAUCCUCCACUAUCAUUGCUUCCCCGAUUCCUUUAUUAGCCAUUCAGAUCACAUUCUUUCCCUCACCUUCUUCUGGUUUCUCCAUUGGCUUUGCUUCUCAUCCUGUGCUUUGUGAUCAGAGGACCUUCAGUAACUUCCUUUACACUUGGGCUUCUUUCUCCAAGUCUGGUCAUCUAAACUUUUCACUUGCCCCAACCUACCCUGCCUCCUUUGACAGGUCUGUGAUUCUCGAUUCUAAUGGACUUCAGUCCAUAAUGUUGGAGCAGUGGUUGGGGUUGGAGUCCCAUCCAACCGUGUCCAUGAAGAUGCUACCUCCUCCUCCUGCUGCUCAUGCCUCACUCCAGUCCACAUUUGUCAUGGGGUCAGCUGAUAUUGCUAAUGCUAAACGAUGGUUACAAGCCCAGUGUGACAAGCUCAACAGGUCGUACCCUGUUCUCUUGUCACCCUACGUCGUCACGUGUGCCUUUGUGUGGACCUGUUUCUUAAGAGCCCAGGUCCAAAACAGUUUUGUUACUAAAGCCAAAGCAAAGGGUCCGAUGUACUUUGGAUUCAUUGCAGGUGGUAUUACCCGUUUACCCUAUCAGGUAUCUGCUAAGUAUUUUGGUAACUGUGUUGGGUUUGGACGGGCAGUAGCAAUGAGGGAGGAGUUACUGAAGGAAGGUGAGGGCAUGUUGGCAGCUGCUGAUGCAAUUGGGAAAACCGUGAAGAUGUUGGACAGUGAUGUUUUAGGAGGAGCUGAGAGGUGGAUAUCUGAAUGGCAGACAUUAAUUAAGUCUGAAGAUCAUAUUCAUGUGGUUGGGUCGCCCAAGGUGAACCUGUAUGAGACGGAUUUUGGGUGGGGGAAGCCAAAGAAGAUAGAGGAAAUUUCAAUUGAUGGAACCAGAGCCAUUUCUCUUACGCAGAGCAGACACAUGAAAAGUGGAAUUGAGAUAGGGCUGACUUUAUCUAACUUCAUUAUGGACGACUUCCAAUCUAUCUUCACUCAAGGUCUUCGUGUUUUUGCCCAGUGAGGCUGGCUAUCCUUUACUUGCUUGUUGAGAGCGUUAAGAGUUCGAGUUAUGGCGUUGUACAGUAUGUAUUCCAUUGUCCAGCGUCGUUUAUUGUAAUAAGCCUUAUUGUUAGACUAUAGACUGUCAAAAACUAUCCCCUGAUCAUAGCUUUAGGCUAUAUUGUUCUGUUCUUUCAAGUGUUAACUACGGAGUAGUUUGUGGCUCGGUGAUGCCUCGGGUUUUGUUUAAAUACAAAAUGAAAAAAUAACUUUAAAUUUAAAUAAAAUUCUGAAAACAUUAUCUUAAGUUUAAAAUAAAUUGGAAAAAUGGGAAAAAAAUUAUGGGAAUUGAAAGAGAGAUGCAGUAAUUGCUUAACUAGUUUUUAACAAAUUACUCAUAUCAUUUAUGGAAUCAACAACUAUUACAAAUUAAAUUGUAGUUUAUUGUGCAAUUAUUUAGAAGUUACAUACUAGAGAAAAUUAAAUACAAAGGUUACACUUCUUUAAAAAAAAUAAAUAAAUAAAUAAAAAAUACGAAGGUUACAUAUAGUAAUACUCAUUUCA